Molecule: messenger RNA, 470 nt
Organism: Tilletiopsis washingtonensis
Lineage: Eukaryota; Fungi; Basidiomycota; Exobasidiomycetes; Entylomatales
Exons: 2
Coding region: 1-294 (97 amino acids)
Source: RefSeq, a predicted model, not a curated record
AUGACGACGCCUGCCGAGAUCACCGCCGAGACUCCGCUCUCCUCCCUGACAGACGCCCAGCGCGCACAGCUGGGGCAAGCGGCGCGUGAAGAGUCAACGCGCCAUCAGCCGCUGCUUGCGCCGCAAGAGUCGCUCGAUGCCCUCGAGCAAGAGUAUGAGAAGGGCGGCAACGACGAGUUUGCACGCAAGGUCAAGUGGCUCAGAGAGUGCGGCGGCUUCGUCGGUGAGUUUGGCUUUGCCCGUUCCCUUCUGAUUGUUUUUUUGUGCCCGGCAAGAUGGGCAAGAGGAGGAUGAUGAUGAUGAUGAGAGACGGGCGUGCGAGGAACGAUUUGGUGCGCAAGGCACAAGUGAAGAGCAGCAAGGCGGGCCACCUUGCGCGAUGCGGCGCGGAGGGGCAAAGCAAGGCGUUUGGCUGCCCGGAAAGGCGGAGCAGGGGGCUGGGGGAGCGUCGGCGGGCAGGCAGCGCACAG